Molecule: messenger RNA, 504 nt
Organism: Penaeus monodon (black tiger shrimp)
Lineage: Eukaryota; Metazoa; Arthropoda; Malacostraca; Decapoda; Penaeidae
Product: neuronal pentraxin-2-like
Exons: 3
Coding region: 1-504 (167 amino acids)
Source: RefSeq, a predicted model, not a curated record
AUGAACCUGUUCCUGCAAAACCAACGCGUCCGAAUCUCAACCAACGUGUCGACGCCUCUGAUGGUGUGGUCGUCAUGGUGCUUCGCUUUUUCGACCAAGUUGGGGACCUACGACGUUUUCAUGAAUGGGGAGAGGGUUACGAGUGGCUCCUGGAUCCCCAUGAGGAAGGUGCUGUUGUCGAGCGAAGAGGUGGCGGUGCUGGGGCAAGACCAGGACGUGGAGGGCGGGGGCUUCGACUCGGCGCAGUCCUUCUCCGGCGAACUCACGGCUUUCAACAUCUGGGGGAGGUUCCUGAGCGAGUACGAGAUGACGUCGGUGUCCUCGUGCGGGUCCCUCAUCAACGGGGACAUCGUCAGCUGGAAUGAGUCUCGAUGGACUUUGACCGGAGAUGUUCGCGAAGAAACGAGACUCAUACACGAGACCUGCGAAAUCCUACCAUCACCUUACUUCAUGUUCAGAGACCGCCUGCAGUUCACUUACGCCGUCGCCCUCUGUCAGGUAUGA